Molecule: messenger RNA, 2446 nt
Organism: Patiria miniata (bat star)
Lineage: Eukaryota; Metazoa; Echinodermata; Asteroidea; Valvatida; Asterinidae
Product: serine/threonine-protein kinase Nek2-like
Exons: 8
Coding region: 131-1534 (467 amino acids)
Biological process (GO): protein phosphorylation; chromosome segregation
Cellular component (GO): centrosome; cytoplasm; nucleus
Molecular function (GO): ATP binding; protein kinase activity
Source: RefSeq, a predicted model, not a curated record
CUUUUCGAACAACGCAAAUGCAUCGUGAGCUGGAUGCGGAAGACGACUAGACUGUGCGUGACGGCAAAAAUUUGACAGGAAAUUUGGAACCGAAAAACAUAUUUUGUUGUAAUUUGAGAAUCAAAACACGAUGCCGUCCAAGUUAAGUGACUACGAAGUAAUCUGCACCAUUGGUGUCGGUUCCUAUGGAAAAUGCAAGAAAAUUAAACGAAGAAGUGACGGCAAGAUCCUGGCCUGGAAGGAGAUCAACUAUGGCAGCAUGUCGGAGACAGAGAAGCAGAUGUUGGUGUCAGAGGUCAACCUACUGCGAGGACUCCGCCAUGAGUUCAUUGUGCGCUACUAUGACCGCAUCGUGGACCGGAACACGACGACCAUCUACAUCAUCAUGGAGUAUUGUGAGGGGGGUGACCUGGGGAGCCUUAUCUCACGUUGCAAGAGAGAGAGGAAAUACCUAGAGGAGGAGUUUGCCUGGAAAGUUCUCCGCCAAAUCACGCUGGCCCUGCACGAGUGCCAGCAGCGUGUCAAAGGUAGCGCAGUGCUCCACCGCGACCUCAAACCCGCCAACGUGUUCCUGGACGCCGCACACGAGGUCAAGCUUGGGGACUUUGGUCUCGCCAGAGUGCUGCAUCACGACACCAGCUUUGCCAAGACGUUUGUGGGGACUCCUUACUACAUGUCUCCUGAACUCAUGGACCAUUGUUCUUACAAUGAGAAAUCAGACAUGUGGUCCCUUGGCUGUCUCAUAUAUGAGCUUUGCUCAUUGAGUCCACCAUUCACAGCCAUCAAUCAGCAACACCUGGCAGUCAAGAUAAAGGAGGGAAAAUUCCGUCCCUUACCGUCGCCGUAUUCAGCAGAACUCCAGGAACUCAUUUCAAGAAUGCUGAAAAUUGACGCUGUCUUGAGACCAUCAAUUGAGGACAUCCUCAAGCAUUCCAGAAUCCUUGAGCUGUCUGCCCCAAAGAAAGACAGACGUUCCAGCCAGCCGGACGAAGCCUCGGCGAAUAAGAUCCAGGAGAGAUUAGAGACGGUUGAGAGACGGGAGGAGACACUGAAGCGACGCGAAGCGGCCGUGCAGCGGAGGGAGGACGCCAUCAGACUCCGGGAAAGACAGCUGGAAGAGCGGUCCCGGCUGCUGGACACCAAGGAAAAAUGCAUGGCUACCAGGGAAAAGCUAACCGAGGAGAAACUGCAAAGAGCUGAGACGCUAUUGACCCAAUACCAAGCCACCAGGUUACAGCUCAACGACAGAGUCAAGGAACUGCAAGUGGAAAAAGUCUAUCAAGACGACGUGCACCCAGCAUGCACUGGGACAACGCCCAAGCGAGUCCACUUUGCCCUGCAGGCCCCUGGAAAGGAGAACAAACCCCCCACAAAACCGACCGACCCUAGCCUGGUCUCCGAGAAGCGCCAAGAGGGAAAGGCCGCACAGCUGAAAGAGAGACUGUACAAGGCUAAGCUGAGGAGUCUGGCCCUGCAGAAAGAGGAACAGACCGCCAAGUACAAGAGCAAGCUGAUAAUGAACAUGAUGCGUUGAUCCACGCUUCAACUUCUUGACAUGCCGAUUGCAGUAUGUAGUGGACAUUCUGUCGAUGACAGCCUUGGCGAUUGCAGUGCUCCUGCAGAAAAGACUGGUGUUUGGAAUUUUUAAAAGGUUUUGUAGUUAUACAAAGCACUUGGUUACAGGAUGCUCAAGAAUUGUGAAAUUUUUGAGAAUGUGCAGUUUUGCAAAUGUCUUGUUUAUACUGCAUAUUGAAUAGGACUUGUUCGAACAGUGGAAUACCAAAGAACCUUUUUUCCAUAAAUUAGUCUGUUGUGAAAUUCUCUGGUCUUAUACAGAAAGAGCUUCACAAGUAAAGGCCGUUUUUGUUUUAAUUCUGGUAUACCUCUAGUGUUUUUUUUAAACCACAUUCCUUUUAGGCAAACAAGGGUCUUUUUAUGAAUGCAAAUGUACAACUAUAGGGAAGUAGAUUUUUGUGAAUGCCUAGGUCCAAAAACUUUGCAGUGUUUUUAAAACUUUGUCUGUUUCAAAUUACAAUUUUACAUUUAUAUGGACACUUUUUAUGUAAAUUGCAAGAUGAUAACUUGAAAUCAAACUAUUCAAAACUGAUUUUUUUUAGUCAGUCUGUACAUACAAUGUACAUGUAACCAAAUCCAAAAAAAAUCUGGGAAUGUCUGUAGUGCACCAAUCUACAUGUAUUUUUUGUUUUGCAGAAAAAGAGUCAUCUACCCAUUUGACACCAAAUUUUAAUCACUGUAUAUAAUCUUGUGUACCAUAAUCACUGAUCUGAUUCCAAUUUUAUCCAUUUUAGUGAUAACAAUUCAUGUUUACGUUAUCAAACUGAAAUGUUUUACUGAACUCCAAACUGUAUUUUAUUAGAUUAAAUGCACACUUCAACUCCAAACAAACAUUACAAUGAUUUGUAAGUACAUUCCGAUGAACAAAAAA